This is a messenger RNA of Macroventuria anomochaeta, 2688 nucleotides long. Its product is annotated as phosphate transporter. NCBI's taxonomy places the organism in Eukaryota, Fungi, Ascomycota, Dothideomycetes, Pleosporales, Didymellaceae. The record is from RefSeq and is a predicted model, not a curated record. The transcript is spliced from 5 exons. The coding region runs from base 454 to 2226 and encodes 590 amino acids. Gene Ontology annotation, cellular component: membrane. Gene Ontology annotation, biological process: phosphate ion transmembrane transport.
GUUGAACCUCAAAAUGCUGUUCUCCACCGGCACACGACACCAUAACAUGAUAAACCCAUUGACGUGGGUGCGCAGCAUAGGAUCCUAUGCAAAACACUUCAUGCGGCGAUCUCCCAUCAUCAUCUUUCGCCGCGGAGUCUCGCGCAAUGACACUUUUCGCAUCAUACCAAGGCUGUUUUCAAGUCCUAGGCUCCAGGAAACGCCUAGUGAACAGUGUGGAUCAAAGAAGGGAUAGCCAUUGGUAUCAACAUACCCAUGCUGCAGAUCUUCAGGAAACGCCUCCUACGAAACCUGUAUCCACUAUUCACACCGAAGGUCUUGAAUUCAGGACUCCCAUUUUGCCGGGCGUUUCUUCACUAAAAGGUUCUUAGAGGCCCUUGAGCAAACAGAAUUAUAGGUCUCGUCCAGAUCAUUCACUUCCUUCACAAUAAGCUCUCGGGGCACUUACCCAUCAUGGCUCCAGCCCUGAUAAAGUACAACUGGAUCCUUGCCAUCACCACCAUCGCCUUUGUCUUCUCCUCAGCCUCCAACGGUGCCAACGAUGUCGCCAACUCGUACGCCACAUCUGUGGCAGCGCGAACGUUAAAGAUGUGGCAGGCCGGUAUUCUUGCGUCUAUCACUGAGUUUGUUGGAGCUGUUGCUCUAGGUUCUCGGGUCACAUCCACUAUCAAAAGCGGCAUCUUCGGCCUGACCAAGUUCCAGCCUGCUCCUCCGACGUUUAUGCUCGUGAUGGGCUGUGCGGAGGUAGGCAGCGCGACGUUCCUCACCAUUGCUACUCUCUAUGGCAUGCCUGUUAGUACCACACAAACCGUCGUCGGUGCUCUUGCAGGCGCUGGUAUUGCAGCUCAGACUCGUCUCAAGUGGGCUUGGGCAAGCGGCAGUCUCAGCCAAAUCGCCGCGUCUUGGGCAAUUGCCCCACUCAUUGCAGCUGGCUUCUCCGCCAUUCUAUUCCUAACAAUCAAGUUCCUUGUCCUCGAAAGGAAGGAUCCUCUUAUGUGGGGUCUUCGACUGAUCCCUUGGUACCUGGCCUUCACAGCUGGCAUCCUGGCCCUGUUCAUCAUUGAUGAGCUUCCAAAUGGCGAGUCGCUUGAGGAGAUGGGCGCUGGUAAGGCGACUGGCAUCAUUCUUGGUGUAUUCUUCGGCAUCUUAGCUGUCGGGUAUAUCUUCUUCGUUCCGUACUUCCAUCGUCGCCUCGUCAAGAACGACGCCCGGAUGCGGCCGUGGCACAUCCCACUCGGACCCCUUCUUUACCGAGAGGAUCCUCCGAUAUACUAUCCUGGAAAGGGCGACCAUGUCGUUACUGACUACUAUGCCAAGUCAUCUGAAGAGACUCCAAGUAAAGAUCUCGAGAAAACUCCAAAAAAUCACUGCUUCGCCGGUGAUGCAACACCUGUUGACAACAAGGCAGCUCAUGAUAACAGUGAUGGCUUGUCAACUUCCGUCGAUAGGAACAAUUUGGAGGACGCGACCACGGAGCGUGCUUCGCGAGGUCUCUCUGUACCGAACCCUCGAGGAGACACGGUUGCCCAUAUCAUCCCAAAGAAGCCUGAGCCAGAAGAGCGAUGGUUGGAGCCUGUUCGCGACCUGCCUUUCUACUCGCCUCGAAAGAUCACGAACUGGAUCAAAUUCUUGUUACUACAAGGUGUCAGCCGCGAUGUUGUCACACAGAAGAACCUUGGCGCUGUCCACGCUCGUGCUGUCGUCUACGACAACCGUGUCGAACACUUAUGGACUUACGCCCAAGUAGCAUCUGCUAUGAUGAUGUCUAUUGCUCACGGAUCCAACGAUGUCGCAAACGCCGUUGGCCCCUGGGUUGCAAGCUACAACACGUACACGAGUGGAGAAGUGACCUCCAGUGCUGACACCCCGAUCUGGAUCCUGGUCGUCGCUGGUCUACUGCUCGGUUUGGGGUUCUGGUUCUAUGGCUACCAUGUCAUGCGCUCGUUGGGCAACAAGAUUACCCAAGUCUCACCCACCCGAGGGUUCUCAAUGGAACUUGGUGCCGCCAUCACUGUUCUCCUCGCUUCUAGGCUUGCUUUGCCCGUGUCGACGACGCAGUGCCUGACUGGUGCGACCAUUGGUGUUGCGCUUUGCAAUUUCGAUGUUCGUGCUGUUAACUGGAAGCAAGUUGCUUUCAUCUUCUCAUCUUGGAUCAUUACGCUACCAAGUGCGGGGCUGAUCUCAGGGUUGCUGAUGGCUAUGGCGCUGAAUACACCUCACUUUUAGAUGACCUAUCCGAUAGACGGCCAAAAUUAUUAGUCCGCAGGCUUGACAAGUAGAGUAGGGGGAAGGCUGAAUAGUUGUACAUGGAACCAGAAAUCUUCUUACAAUAUCUUUCAUUGAAAUGUUACAUAUUACAUCCCCCAGAUGGCUUCCUAAAAGUCGGUUCUCCGGUCCUGAUGCCAAACUCGAUAGGAGACUUUCCCGUGCAAGCCUGGCCGUCGGCCCCAUCCAAGGCGCAAAGAUAAGCCCGCCUUGUGCCUUUGGCACUCUUAUGAGGGAUUCGUAGGCACUUUCGAGGUCUUUGUUGGGGCAAGGCCGACGGAGAGUGCGAGCGGGAAAGCCGAAAAGAUAUAUUGGCUAUCUUUCCGUUAGCUUGUCGGGAAUUUCCUCUUGAAGCUAACCUGGUGCUGGUCGAACUUGAACAUCCCUCAAAGUAUAUCUGUGAGCCUGGGGUCAGUCAGUUCC